UAGGACAUUCUUAGCCCAUCAACAACGUCAUCAUCACGAAUUUUGAGAGCUCUGGCGAGAAAAUAGAACGACGCUCCCUCUUGAUUGGUUGGUCCCCUCAACAUCAUCGACUAGAAAGAGCCCAUUACUGCGUCCGGGUCCUCUGGCUUUCAGAGGUCAAUCCGUUGGUCAGUCCGUGCGUCACCAUCCAUCCCCAAUUGAGCUCUCUGGGUGGGUCGUCACACAUUCACACACAAAUACACAUACAUACACAUCCCAACGUCCUCAGGAUCUUGCAGCCAUGCGAAAGAGCCAGCAAAACAGUGACACUCACUCAACCCUGAGACGUUGGUGCGACAUCUCUUCGUUCAUUGAGAUUGCCAGUCCAUUCAACACAUGGUAGAAUGAGCUGAUACGACCACACCAAUUAGGACUGAACUUCAAUUGACUACUUAGGUGUUAUUUUUUUCAAUUUAGCUCCUCUUCCAAUAUUUCGCCAUGGCUUUUCCGGCCAAACGAACGCCUUCCUAUUGGGCGUUAAUCCUUUUCUUCAUCAUGGUUCUGCUUCUUCCGGAAUCCUCCCAGUUAAAAGGUCAUCUCGCCACUCGAAGAAACUUCCGCGUCAAGAGAUCUAGUCAAGACUACAUGGAGGCUGCGAAUGGAAUUGAUGUCAGAAUAGCCAAAGUUCUCGAAGCUCUUGAGCUGAAAAUCCUGGUGGCCAUAGACUCCAUCGAAAAAGACAUAACUAUUGCCAAUCGGGACAGAGUCAUUCUCGGACUCUCAAAUUUCUUGGGAAUGGUAUUUGGUGUGUUCAAUGGAGCUAGUGGUAAUCCCAAUUUGGGCGAGCUGACCUUAGCUGAGCAGAUCCAGGUGACCGCACAACUCAUGUAUGGUUAUGGUUAUUGGGGGCCCUUCCUCUUGGAGUUUGAGCCGGCCAGACUGGAUUGCGACCGAAGUGAUUUGGAAGAAGCAUUGUCGGAGUUCGCUUUCCUCACCGACAUGGCGCACAACUUUGGUUACCUGAACGACUAUGCUGGAACGAGGCCCAAGGAACAACUCCCUGACACAAGUGAUCCGGUGGUCCUACAAUAUUACACGGUCGAGCUCAACCACGCCAUUAAGCGCAAUCUCUAUUGCAUUAUCAAACGGGCCGGAAGCAAUCAAGACGCCUUGGAAGUGACUACCUUCGUGGACUUGUAUACCAUGUUGAUCACGGAGAGACUAACCAUGACCGAUGUGGCCUUGCAGGAAAGUGCUAAUUUCGUCUAAUCAAGGGAAGCCUCCCAAUCUACGUGUAUGCUUUGUACAACCUGAAAGUCCGUUUCAGCCAUUUUGCCAUAGUAGACGAACUCAUAUUCUAUUUAGAAAUCAAUUCAAUGUUAUUCAAAUGAAUACAAUGUUAUUCAAAUAAAUACAAUGUUAUUCAAAUAAACUCAAUGUUCUCCAAAUAAGCAGACUUAAACCUAAUCAUAGACGACUUCGCCUUGUCUUGCGUUCGAUCGACAAUUGACUCAAUUACCGGAUAUUGGAUGUGAGGCCUGAGGGCUAGUGUAUUUGAUCAAGCGUAAAUUCCUUACGAGAAAUUCUAAUGUUCACAAGCUCCAAACCAGACGUGCGUGUUCCAUUGGAUUGGUCAGAAGACAACGUUUAUUAGCAUCUUGGAGAGAGUCAUGGAACAAGGUCUCAAGAGAAGAAGACCUAGGUUCAAUUUAAGAGACAAUGGGAUACCCCCGCAUGGUUUCGUGAGCACAUAUUUUGAGAUGCGAUAUGGUCCCAGUUGCACCUAUUGCGAGUAUCAGGUAGUUUUGUGAAUGCAUAU
This is a messenger RNA of Tigriopus californicus, 1798 nucleotides long. RefSeq lists its product as uncharacterized. The transcript is spliced from 5 exons. The coding region runs from base 478 to 1248 and encodes 256 amino acids. Lineage: Eukaryota; Metazoa; Arthropoda; Copepoda; Harpacticoida; Harpacticidae. The record is from RefSeq and is a predicted model, not a curated record.